Phytophthora sojae is the source of this 597-nucleotide messenger RNA. RefSeq lists its product as hypothetical. Bases 1 to 597 code for a protein of 198 amino acids. The record is from RefSeq and is a predicted model, not a curated record. The transcript is spliced from 3 exons. Lineage: Eukaryota; Oomycota; Peronosporomycetes; Peronosporales; Peronosporaceae.
AUGGCGGUGACGACUACCAAGCCCAAGGACAAUGCGGAGAAGCCUGUGAGUGCCAAGGACCCGGCAGACGAAACGAACCGAGCCCCCGAUGACGCGGAGGAAGAGGACAGCGUCGCCAAGAGCGACGAGGAGAGUGCUGGCGCUGACGACGAGAAGGAAGACUCGGUGGAGGAGACGGAGGACGACGCAGCGAAGCAGGAGAACGAUGAUGAUGACGACGAUGAGGAGGAAGACGAUGGGGAUGAUGGAGAGGAGGAGGAGGAGGAAGUCGGGCUGUCGUACCUCUACACGAACUUUGAGGACGACGAGAACGACGAGGACUUCAAGGUGGACGCAGCAGCUCAGGAUGAGGAUGAUGACGAGGAGGAAGAAGAGGAGGAGGAAGAGGACGAUGCUGGCGCCGCCGCGGAGGAUGAGGAUGAUGGGGAGCAGGUCACUGCCGACGACGAGGACAAUGGCGACGGCGAUGAUGAUGUCGAGAACAAUGAGACUGCCGACGACGCAAACGGAGGUGACGAUGAUGGAGCUGCCGGUGAUGAAGAGGAGGACAACGAGGAGGAGGAAGACGGCCCACCAGCUAAGAAGCAAAAAAACUAA